Pneumocystis carinii B80 is the source of this 809-nucleotide messenger RNA. RefSeq lists its product as hypothetical. Gene Ontology annotation, biological process: negative regulation of transcription by RNA polymerase III. The record is from RefSeq and is a predicted model, not a curated record. The transcript has 3 exons. Lineage: Eukaryota; Fungi; Ascomycota; Pneumocystomycetes; Pneumocystales; Pneumocystaceae. Gene Ontology annotation, cellular component: nucleus. Bases 44 to 763 code for a protein of 239 amino acids. Gene Ontology annotation, molecular function: RNA polymerase III core binding.
AAAAGGGAGGCACAAAUGAUUAAUAAAGUUAAGAGGGGUUAAAAUGAAGUUUCUUGAAAUCCAAGAUUUUGAAGCAAUAAAUAAGGCGCUUGUUUUUGAUGCAGAUGAUUGCCGUGUUUUAGGACGAUGUGAAUUGUAUACAACUAAAGCGGCAGGAAAGGACAAGAAACUUUAUAAAACUAUUGAUAAAUCAUUGGAAACACGAUAUCAGGAAGAUUUAGCAUUAGAAAGAUCAUUAGAAUCGGGAGUUAGUAUGAUGCAACAAAUGUCACCAUUUGGACCGUUAGAUCACCCAUCAUCACGAAAAACAUUUGCGUAUAUAGUAGCAACAUUGAAUGCAUCACAUCCAGAUUAUGAUUUUACUAAUCUUCAGCCGGAAGAUUUUCGUAAAGAGCGCUCGCUGGCGAUGACGCUUAACGUAUUGAAUAUGACAUUAUUAAAUUUAAGCCGGCAACAAUUUUCGAUAUGUGGUCUUUGGGAGGUGAUUGAUAAGCAUAUUGAAUUAUCUCAGUGUGAUAUAUAUGUAUACCAACCAGAUAGUGAUUCUAAUCCUUUAGGAGAAGAAGGAUUAAUAUGGAGUACAUGUUAUUUCUUCUUUAAUAGAACAAUGAAAAGGGUUUUAUAUAUUAAUCUUAGUAAAGUUUCUUUCCAACGCUCAAGACAUAUGGAUGAUGAGAUAGAAGAUGAUGAUACACUUUCGACUGAUAAAGGAUGUAUUUAUAGUGAAUUUGAACAAGAUAUAGCUAAGAAAAUGGAUAUUUAAGGAGAAGAAUAAUUCCUAGAUAUUAAUUGUAUUUUUCAGGUUACGC